Messenger RNA from Soboliphyme baturini, 423 nucleotides. The record is from the annotation of a GenBank genome assembly. Lineage: Eukaryota; Metazoa; Nematoda; Enoplea; Dioctophymatida; Soboliphymatidae.
AUGGGCCAAUGCGUUUUAUCACUAAUCAAGCCGAUAGAUUGCUUGUGCAACGUUUGUUUGCUUGGUGAUGACAUUCGUUGUAUGGAUCGUGAGCCGUACAACAAGGGUGCAUUUAAGAUUCAGAUAGACUUUCCGGCCGAGUACCCGUUCAAGCCGCCAAAGCUUUACUUCCUGACCAAGAUAUAUCAUCCGAACAUUGAUGAAAAAGGUCAGGUUUGCCUUCCAAUUGUUUUGCCAGAGAAUUGGAAGCCAGCUACCAGAGCGGAACAGGUUGUGGAGUCACUAAUCAUGCUGGUUAAUGAACCGGAACCGGAGCAUUCGUUGAGAACUGAUUUGGCCGAGGAAUACUCAAGGGAUAGGAGAAAGUUCAUGAAGAACGCAGAAGACUUUACGAAGAAAUACGCCGAGAAAAGACCUGAUUAG